AUAAAGUUAUAAUAUGUAAUUUGUAGAUAUCUCUCUAUAUACCUACCAACUGUUGUAGGUGUACCUGUUGUGAAAUCGUUUACAUUUUGGUACCUGUCGUUGAUCAAACUGAUACUUAGUUUUUUUUUCAUUUGCGUACAUUGUCGUUAGAUUUCUUGCCUUCUGGCAACUGUGUGAGUUUCCAACAUUUUGAUUAUUCCUUUCAUUUUAACACUAGGUGUUACUACUUACUAGGCACAUACAUUCAAUUCAAAAAUUUGCCUUGGUAUAUGUGCAAUUUGCAUGUCUACCCCCUAAACUCUGAUAAAAGAAAAGAUAAUUUUGAUCGUCGAAAGCCGCACAAGUAUCGUGACUACAAUAAAUCCCAUGAACGACAACACCGAAGACACAAUUCAAACUCUGAAGACGAUGCUCGUAGAAAAAGACCAAGGCAUGAUCGCAGAGACAACUCAAGACAUCAAGGCAAGUCAGAUGUUGAUCACGUAUGGGGCACUAAUGACUCGUCUUGUGAAAAGAAACCUGUAGUGAAAAAAGAAGAACCAAAUUUUGAAACUACUGGCAAGUUAGCUGAGGAUACAAAUACUUUUAAUGGUGUAGUUAUAAAGUAUAGUGAACCAGCUGAGGCGAGAAAACCAAAACGACACUGGCGAUUAUACCCAUUCAAAGGAGAGAAACAAUUACCUGUACUACACAUACACAGACAAAGUGGGUAUUUACUCGGACGUGAUCGUAAAGUGGCAGACAUACCAAUAGAUCAUCCGUCGUGCUCAAAACAGCACGCUGCUCUUCAAUACAGGUUAGUUUCAGCCAAAAAAGAUGGGCGCCAUAUCAGAUGUAUUCGGCCAUAUAUUAUUGAUUUAGAGUCAGCUAAUGGCACUUAUGUUAAUAAUCAGCGUAUAGAUUCCAAAAAAUAUGUGGAAUUGAUGGAGAAAGACGUUGUUAAGUUUGGGUUCAGUUCUAGAGAAUAUGUGCUUUUACAUGAACAUAGCACAGAUUCUGGAGAUGAUGAUAGUCUUGCUGAAGACAAUCCAAACGAGGAGUCCAAUGCAGAUUGAAUGCAAAACUUAUUUUAAGGAAUUAAGAAGUUUUCUUAAUUUUAAAUUGUAAAUAUUUAUUUUGAUACAAAAAAUUUUUACGAAGAUCAACAUUUAAUUUCUUGUGUUUUAAAUAAUUACU
This is a messenger RNA of Myzus persicae (green peach aphid), 1176 nucleotides long. RefSeq names its product smad nuclear-interacting protein 1-like. Lineage: Eukaryota; Metazoa; Arthropoda; Insecta; Hemiptera; Aphididae. The transcript is spliced from 2 exons. Gene Ontology annotation, cellular component: nucleus. Gene Ontology annotation, molecular function: mRNA binding; protein binding. Gene Ontology annotation, biological process: miRNA processing. The record is from RefSeq and is a predicted model, not a curated record. The coding region runs from base 270 to 1055 and encodes 261 amino acids.